Messenger RNA from Archocentrus centrarchus (flier cichlid), 2345 nucleotides. It is a transcript of the gene plekha1b, whose product is annotated as pleckstrin homology domain containing, family A (phosphoinositide binding specific) member 1b. The record is from RefSeq and is a predicted model, not a curated record. The coding region runs from base 134 to 1333 and encodes 399 amino acids. The transcript is spliced from 13 exons. NCBI's taxonomy places the organism in Eukaryota, Metazoa, Chordata, Actinopteri, Cichliformes, Cichlidae.
UAAGCGGAAGCAGUGUGGGUUUGUUGUGGCCUAACUUGACGCUGGUGCCGGACUGGUGCCACACUGGACUCGGACUGAGCCGGACUCUAGUUCCUGUGAUGCCCCAGGGGGGGCUGAGCUGGUCGGGGUUGCGAUGCCUUACGUGGACCGACAGAAUCGCAUCUGCGGCUUCCUGGACAUCGAGGAGAAUGAGAACAGCGGCAGGUUCCUGCGACGUUACUUCAUCCUGGACACUGAGCAGGGCAGCCUGCUGUGGUAUAUGGAUAACCCACAGAAUCUGCCUAAAGGUGCAGGAAAUGUGGGAUCUCUCAAUCUUUCCUACAUCUCCAAGGUCAAUGAUGCCACCAAACAAAGACCAAAGGCAGAGUUCUGCUUUGUUAUAAAUGCAGGAAUGAGGAAGUUUUACCUGCAGGCCAACGACCAGCAGGAUUUGGUAGAAUGGAUCAGUGUCCUCAACAAUGCCAUCAAGAUUACUGUGCCAAAGCCCGGAGAGGGCCACAACACCCAUGCAGAGACUCCCCAGGAGCUGCUUGGAACCAUGAAGCAGAUCUCAUACAAGACUGAGAUCAUAGGAGGAGUCCCCAUCAUCACGGCCACACAGGAGCAGGGAGAGGGGCAUAAUGGAUCUGAUCGCGGAGGUGUGAAGCGGGCUCAGAAUCAAAUGCCCUACUACCUGUCCAGAGGAGCACAGGAUCAGGCUGUUAUCAAGGCGGGACACUGCGUCAAACAAGGCGCUUUGAUGAAGAACUGGAAGAGGCGGUACUUUGUACUGGAUGAAAAUUCCCUGAGCUACUACAAAACUGACAUGGAGAGGGAGCCACUGAGGGUCAUCCCACUGAAGGAGAUCCACAAAGUUCAGGAGUGCAAACAGAGCGAGCACAUGAUGAGGGACAACCUGUUCGAGAUGGUCACCAGCUCAAGAACCUUCUACAUACAGGCUGACAGUCCAGAGGACAUGCACAGCUGGAUUAAGGCCAUCUCAGGGGCUAUCGUGGCCCAGCGCGGCCCCGGACGCUCCGCUAACACUAUCCGUCAGGCCAGAAGGCUGUCCAGUCCUUGUAUACAGAGGUAUACGCCAUUCUGCAGCAGUGAAUGCAGCACGAGCACAGUGACCACUCCCCUUCCAUCUCCAUCUUCUACCUCCCAGUUGAUGAGGAACCCCAAGACUCGCAGUCCUCAGAGAGUGCUCAGCCUCGCGCUGGACACGCGCCAUCAGGACAACUUCCUGGGCCUCCUGCCCUGGAGGCUGAGCGGGGUCCAGUCCGUGAUGGUGUCCCUCCCUCCGGCGCGCUCCCGCCUGUCACUGCAGGAGACGCUGCAGCCUUCAAAGUGACAGAGGAGGAUAAGUUGAUGUGGAGAACUCCCAGUGAAGUCUCCAACCCAAAGCAUUGCCUAGCUAAGGAUCAGGAUGUGCAUAUGACCCUUUUCUGACAGCGUGGUGAUGAUUAACAAACUCUAAUAGACACACACACACAGACAUUCACACACACUUCUACACACUGUCAGACUCUCUGUGUCCUGCUAAACCUCCUGGGACCAGUUUUUGGGGAUGGGACCUUCUUCCUCUGCUGUUUUCCCCUUCUUUUUGUCUUCCUGUGUGUGUUACAGUCACUCCAGGCAAACAACAAACAUAUUCGGUUUCAUGUCUCAGCAGCACAUGAAGCGCGGCGCCCCCCAAGUCUCACUCCUUAAGAUCCACCACAGUUUGUCUGUUUGCUUCUAGCAGCAGGUCUCAGAAACUGAGACCGACUAAUCCGGCUUCUCAGUUUAUUUAUGAUAAACUCUUUAAACUCUCCUUUUUUCUGCCAUCUCGUAUAGAAAGCUCGUCACUGAGGUCCAGAUUCACUGAGGCUGCAGAAGUUGCUAAAGAGUGUGCUUUCACCAGCUGGUUUCCAGAGGUCACAUUAGCAGAAUAUUUCCCAUCAUCAAUGGAAUUUUUUAACAGUGAUGGAAAAAUGUGAAGGCUGUCUGUCAUUUUCAUAGAUUAGAAAGGAUGGUGGAUCUACAGUAACAGUAACGUGAAAUAACUUGAACAGUGCUGGCAGCAUCUGUGACGUCUCUGCCGUAACAGAGUACCGAACAAACACUGUCGAGUCCUCCAUCGCGGUCCUGCAGGCAUCUGUGUCCACCACAGGGUUUCACACUGCAGCCUUUCCUCUCAUCUAAGUGAGCGUUUGCAGGAAAGUUUUACAAUCCGAAACUUUGGGUGACCCCUGAUCACUGAUAAAAAAAUCCAUCCAUCCAUUCUCUUCCGCUUAUCCGGGGCCGGGUCGCGGGGCAGGAGCCUAAGCAGAGAAGCCCAGGCUUCUCUCUCCCCAGCCACCUCCUCCAGCUCAUCCGGAGGG